Phytophthora nicotianae INRA-310 is the source of this 1716-nucleotide messenger RNA. RefSeq lists its product as hypothetical. The coding region runs from base 216 to 1622 and encodes 468 amino acids. The transcript has a single exon. The record is from RefSeq and is a predicted model, not a curated record. Lineage: Eukaryota; Oomycota; Peronosporomycetes; Peronosporales; Peronosporaceae.
GAAGACGAUCGACACUGGUCGGCGUUACCAACGUGCUGCAGUCCCUCAUAGCGUCUUCCGACUCCCAUUCCGCCACCAUCAGCCCCAAGUACAAGAGGAACCAAGCAACCUGUCACCUUGGACCAUUAUUCUAACCGUUUUGACAGUUACAACUUGUCAAGCGUUCAAAUUUGAACUUUGGACCAUUCAGUUGACAACUUUCGGACUAAGAUACCAUGCCAACGUGGGGUCCCAGCCCGUUCGAGCCGCUGCAGCUCUCAGUGGAGAAUGCAGCCAAGUUGGGCGAAAUCGCAAGAGUUUUCGUACAGGAUAGUAUGCGCAGUUACGAAAAAUAUCUGUACGAGGACCAGCGCCGGCUUGACGAGCGUCGUUGGAAAUUAACCAAGCAACGCGGCGGCGUGCACGUGUACGUUGAGCAACCGCUCAAAGAGCGUCGUAAAGCUGGUGGAGCCACACAAGACGAGCUGGAGAGGGAGUACCGUCAUCAGUUGCAACGCACCACAGCGGGGGAGAAGGUGACGGCCGCUGCAGCCGCGUCAUUGGCGGAUCUCCCGCUUCUUCUGGCGGUCGGAACCAUUGCUGGUACACUAGAUGACGCCAUGUACGGGGCGGUGAAUUCGACGUUAGAUGCCAUGAGGAUAAAGUCAUCGUACGUAGGGGACAAUAUGGCGGACGGAGCAGUGCUGGCAACCAUAGUGGAGCCCUCUCCUAGCGACCCGUUCCAUUCGUUGACAGUCAAGUGGAUGGAAAACGAACAGUUACAUGUCUUGAAACCUGUGGUGAAGAACCGGGAUUUCGUGUAUUUAGAGGUAACGGGGCUCGCGGAACUGGACACGGGCGAACGCGUCGGGUACCACUUGCUGCAUUCCGUGAAUUUCCCGCAGACACCCGAGCUGGAAGGCCGUGUACGCGCGAAUUUAUCUGUGGCGGCGCUGUACCGACAGGAACGGGAAGGACUCGUGGAUGUGUACGUAAGGGCGAUUCUCAAUCCCUGUGGGAGUAUUAUCCGCUCGCUUGUGGUGAGAUCGGUGGCAGACGCGAUCAUUUCGGUCACGGAGAUCGCGGAAUGUGCACAGAAGAAGAAGCUGGCGUGGCUGGCCAAGACGUCGCGGGAGAAUCGACGGCAGAGGGCCAUGCAGAGCGCUGUAGCGGCGGUGGUGGAGGCCAAUAGGAUCCACUCUCCUACAGCGCAGUCCAAUGACACCAGCACAACGUCGAGCUCUGCUACGACUCGACCCAGUGUUCCUCUUCCAGUCCCUGAGGCUCUUGCGUCUGCGGGUGCGAUGGAGAAGUGCACGUCGUGUCAAAAGCGGUCGGUUCACAGAACGCCGUCUGGCAGUUUGGUCAAUACGUACGACAAACGUUCGGAUCGAGACCGAUGCAAACUGUGCUACAAGUUUGUAUGUUCGUCUUGCCGAGUCAAGUACAAACUGACCUUCAUGAGACCUCAAGGUGAACUGCUACGUCGAGAUCUGCGCUUUUGUGGGCGAUGUGUGGAUCGAUCCCGAGCAGCCGAUACGAUGCUCAUUGCUAGUGAGGAAUUGGCUUGUAGAGAGGAGUUUUCAGAAUUUUAUCAGAGUUUAAGUGCACGAAGCCGACGACGUGAUAGCAUGGCAAUGUGAGAAGCCAAGGUAGUAUCUAUUUUUUUUUUUACGAGAGUACAAACCUCAUCAAUACAUCCUAAAGACUCUCUCAACACGAAAAAAAGAAAAUAGA